AUGGCCCACUACAAAGGAGCUGCCAGUGAAGCUGGGCGUGCUGCCCAGCUGAUGAAGAAACGUGAAAUCCAACAGCAGGAAAUUGAAUUUCGCAAAAAGAAAAUCGAAGAGGAGCUGAAGCUGGACAAAAUUGAAAAUAAAUUCGCGACCCAUUAUGAUGCCGUGGAACAGCAGCUCAAAACCUCAACCAUUGGUUUGGUUACCUUGGAUGAGAUGAAAGCCAAGCAGGAGGACAUAGUAAGGGAACGGGAAAAGAAAUUGGCACAGAAAAUCGAUGAGAAGGAAAGGGAAAAGCAACGGGCCUUGGAGGCAAUACAGGCGGAGAAGAAUAAACAAAAGAAACAGAUCAAGACAUUGUCUUUCAGUUUCAAUGAUGAUGAGGAGGAGGAAGAAGAUGGGGAUGAUGACAAGGAUGAGGAAGACGAAGAGAAAUUGGAAAUCAAACCUGAGCAGCCAAAGACAGAAAAAAAGAAAUGGACCGAUUUGAAACCGGAAGAUUUAAAAGUUGUACCCAAAAAAAGAAUUUGCAAAAAUCCAGAUGUUGACACCAGUUUCCUGCCCGAUCGUGAUCGUGAGGAAGAAGAAAAUCGCCUGCGAGAACAAUUACGCCAAGAAUGGGUAAUGCAACAGGCUGCCCUGAAGGACCAGGAGAUAACCAUCACCUUCAGUUACUGGGAUGGUUCUGGCCAUCGUCGCAGUGUUGUCAUGAAAAAAGGCAAUUCCAUUUAUCAAUUCCUACAAAAAUGCCUCGAAGUUUUACGCAAAGAAUUCAAUGAAUUGAAAACCGUGAUGGCCGAUCAAUUGAUGUAUGUCAAGGAGGAUUUAAUAUUACCCCACCAUUAUACAUUUUAUGAUUUCAUUGUCACCAAGGCCAGAGGUAAAUCUGGGCCGCUAUUUCAAUUUGAUGUUCACGAUGAUGUCCGGCUGAUAAGUGAUGCCUCUGUCGAAAAGGAAGAAUCACAUGCCGGUAAGGUACUGCUGCGUCAAUGGUACGAAAGAAAUAAACACAUAUUCCCUGCUAGCCGCUGGGAACCAUAUGAUCCCACCAAAUCCUAUGAUAAGUAUACCAUUAAGGAUAAGAAGAAGUAGAC
Molecule: messenger RNA, 1091 nt
Organism: Musca vetustissima
Lineage: Eukaryota; Metazoa; Arthropoda; Insecta; Diptera; Muscidae
Product: protein FAM50 homolog
Exons: 1
Coding region: 1-1089 (362 amino acids)
Biological process (GO): chromatin organization
Cellular component (GO): nucleus
Source: RefSeq, a predicted model, not a curated record